AUGAAAACUAUCUUCAACACAGUAACAACUACAGACAUGAUCCAACCUAUUAACGAAUGGAAAGAACAAUAUAAAAGAUACGAUGCAAAUAGUGCUUUCAUCACAAUUUAUCUACUACCACUGGCGGUUGUCUUGAACUUCAAUUUUAUUUGCUACUUUUGCGAUCAAGUUCACCCAACCGUGUUCAUCACCAUGGUUAAGCAGCGACUGCUCUCGCUUUGGGAUUCUGACAGGGACUUCCUAUGGUGCUCCUGGGCUGAUCUGGCCUGCGCGACCAACUUUUUUAGCUUUGGAACGUCAUUAUAA
Messenger RNA from Zychaea mexicana, 306 nucleotides. RefSeq lists its product as uncharacterized. Lineage: Eukaryota; Fungi; Mucoromycota; Mucoromycetes; Mucorales; Lichtheimiaceae. The transcript is spliced from 3 exons. Bases 1 to 306 code for a protein of 101 amino acids. The record is from RefSeq and is a predicted model, not a curated record.